GCAGCAGUAGCAGCCUCUCCUCUCCUCUCCUCAGAGAUGGAGAGCUGGUAGAAGUGCAGUAGCAGCAGCAGCAGCAGCUCUGGUGGAUGUUGGAUGUACGAUGAGGUCUCCGCGGCUGUGGGCAGCUCUGUGCCUCCUCCUCACCGCCUCCUGCCGGCUCUGCGCGGCCGCCCGACACGGUUGUUUGUUUGAAAAGAAGCUCUGUCCAAGAGAUCAGCUGUGCAACGAUGACGGUUUGUUCGGGCAGUGCCAGGCCCCCCAUCAGGCCCCGGUCCAGUACCAGGUUUCCAUACCUGUUCUGCAUAAGCUGCAGGAGGUCCUCAAAGACCUGAUGGUUCAAGGUCUGACCUGGCGGGACGACAUCACUCAGGCUAUCAUUGGCCGAGAGCUAAGCCACGUUCCCACAGUCGGCUCCUCCUCCAAAUUUCAUGAGAGGUCGCCUAAGCAGUUUUUAAGACAGUCAGGUCCCAGUCAGAGGAGGGUUCAGGAGCCCGAGGAUUCAGCUGACCCUGAGAUGAUGCAGCAGUUUGUGGACUACAUGAUCAUGGACCCGUCCCGAUCGUCCGUGCACAUGCAGACGCCACUACUGGAUCCUUACACCUACCACAAGCAGCAGUACGGCUACCAGGAGGAAGAGGAGCGCUCCCUCAACUCUCUGGAUGAUAAUUCAGCCUUCCCCAUCCUCAGCUCCCCCCCUCGCUCCCGAUCCCGAGGAGACCCUUUAGAAAGAGACCGGCAGCUCCUCCAGGACCUGGUUUCCUACUACCUCACCUCCCCUUCCUCCUCUUCCUCAUCUUCCUCCUCCUCUUCUUCCUCGCCUGUGCAGUCACUCUCCCGUCAAAGAGGGGCCUUGGCAGCAGCAGCAGCGUCAGCAGGAUUUCCCUCUUCUUUGUCCUCGUCAUCUUCCUCUUCUUCAUCCUCCUUCUUCCCUGAACUGGACUUCCCCCUGGACUACGGUGAGGACUUCGUUUCCCAGGUGUCUCAGCUCAGCAAGCAACAGCAGCAAGAGCAGGCAGAGAAGAAGGCGCAGGAUGACUAUGACGCUCUGUCAGGACUGGAUGAGCGCUCCCUGCAGAGACUGGCUCUGCUGCUUGAUCACUACGGCCUCGACGUGAAGGAUUUGUCCCCGGAGCAGAGAGACAAACUACCAGCCGCUCUGAAGCAGCUGCAGCUCGACAGCUCCUACGGAUACAAAGAAACCAAAGAUAAAUAUGGAAACAAUGCUGAAAAAGGAAAGAAGGUGUCAGAGGGGUCCAUGGCAUAUAAGACCGCCGCCCCAGAAGCUCCGCUCUCUGCUGCCAAACUCCCAAAACCAGAAGAAGCCCAGAAAGAUUCUCCUCCUCCUGCAGCGGCCAAACAAGACAAAGCGGCAGCCAAAGCAGAUGAAUACGGAUACAUCGUCACCAAUCAGAGCCCCCUCAGUCUGAACGACGGGGUUCGACUUUUGGAGAGUCUGUCGGAGAGGAGCGGCCUCUCCCCUGCCGCCGUCAUCAACGUCAGCGUGGUUGGACCUUCCAUCACCUUCAGGAUCAGACCGAACUCCAAGAACCUGACAGCUGGAGAAGUGGCCAAUAAAGCAGUCGCAGAGAAGAACUACCUGGAGUCUGAGACUGGUCUGAAGGUGCUGCAAAGUGGCGUCGGAGAGAGCAAUGAUGGGAAAGCCUUGCCCCUGGCCACCAAAGUCCAGCCUGGCUCCCUCUGGGUUUUUGCCACGCUGGUGGCUAUGGCGUGCAUUGGCAGCAUCCUGGUAGCGGGCAUGACCAUCGCCUGCCUGCGUCACCAUGCCCACCGGCUGGCUGCAAAGAAGCUUGGACUGGGACCGGAGGGGGGCAGCUUCAGCCACCAGGAGUACCAGGACCUCUGUCGCAAGCACAUGGCCUCCAAAGGCGCCUUUGGACGCCUGGAAGCUGCCGCCCUUGGCGCCGUGGGAGGAUCGAGCGGUGCAGGAGGUGCUGGCGUCGGAGGAGGAGCAGCAGGAGCAGCAGGAGGAGGGGGAGCAGACUCCAGGGUGAGCAGCGUGUCAUCCCAGUUUAGUGACGGAGCCCAGCCCAGCCCGAGCUCCCACAGCAGCACGCCGUCGUGGUGCGAGGAGCCGGCGCAGGCCAACAUGGACAUCUCCACGGGUCACAUGAUCCUGGCGUACAUGGAGGACCAUCUAAGGAACAAGGACCGUCUGAUGAAGGAGUGGGAGGCUCUGUGCUCCUACCAGGCAGAGCCCAGCGCCGUGUCCGUGGCCCAGAGCGACACCAAUGCCAAGAAGAACCGCUGCCCUGACUCUGUACCCUAUGACCACUCGAGGGUGAAGCUGAAGGCAGAGAUUAACCCUUCACGCUCUGACUACAUCAAUGCCAGCACCAUAAUCGAGCAUGACCCCCGAAUGCCAGCCUACAUCGCCACCCAGGGCCCACUGUCACACACCAUCUCUGACUUCUGGCAGAUGGUUUGGGAGAAUGGCUGCACUGUGAUCGUGAUGAUGUCGGCUCUGGUGGAGGACGGAGAGAAACAGUGCGACCGCUACUGGCCUGACGAGGGCUCGUCCCUCUACCACAUCUACGAGGUUAACUUGGUGUCUGAACACAUCUGGUGUAACGACUUCCUUGUGCGGAGCUUCUACCUGAAGAACGUGCAGACUCAGGAGACCCGGACCCUCACUCAGUUCCACUUCCUCAGCUGGCCGGCUCAGGGCAUCCCCACCUCCACACGCCCCCUGCUUGACUUCCGCAGGAAAGUGAAUAAGUGCUACCGAGGACGAUCCUGCCCAAUCAUUGUGCACUGCAGUGACGGUACAGGCCGGACUGGGACUUAUAUCCUGAUUGACAUGGUUCUCAAUCGCAUGGCCAAAGGUGUGAAAGAGAUUGACAUCGCUGCCACUCUGGAGCACGUCAGAGACCAGCGACCCGGGAUGGUUCGCACCAAGGACCAGUUUGAAUUCGCCCUGACAGCAGUCGCUGAAGAGGUCAACGCCAUCCUGAAAGCUCUGCCCCAGUGAAACCAGUGCGACCCAGACCAGCCUCCUGUCUGCACCCCGCCUCUCCCACUCCUACCUUCCUCUGUGUUUUCUCUCUAAAGUGAUGAUGAUGAUGGUGAUGAAGAUUGACUUUGUGCUACCUGCCUGUUGAUGGAUCGAUCUACCUUCAAACACACUGGUGACAAUAAAGUCUAAAAGAGUUAAACUAUGAGAUGAUUUAAGGCCAGGAAGGAUUAACAUGGUCUGGAAUCGGUUUGGACAUGGAUAUGAUGCAUUCAAGGACACUCAGAUGUAAAGAAGUUUUGUUUAGAAGAGAGUUAAGGGAUAGGAAAUACUACUACUACUACCACUAAGACUGCUUCACUUUAAAGGGAUAUUUUGGUCUUUUUGAAGUUGGGUUAUAUAAGGUACUUGGCAAUGGUAGGGGCAUAAGCCACUAGUGAUUUCAGUGAGUGUAGCCAAGUUCCUUAUACAACCCAACUUAAAAAAACAGCAAAAUAUCCCUUUAGUCCACAGGCUAUUUUGCUGUUUUUUUAAAUGCUUUUUCUCUGACAAUACAAACAACCCAGAAAAUGUUUAUCUUGCUCAUAUUUGGCAUCACUUUUUUUAGCCCAACCUCAACUUUAAAUAAAACUAUUUUUAAACUUUAACUUACUGUGCUAGACAUAGGACUUCCAAAAUACACACAAAAAAAAUCAAAAAUGUUGCUUUGAAUUGCUUUAAAAAAAAAAAAUUCAAAAUAUGAAUGAUAAAUUAGGAUGAAUACAUUAUUUUCCAGAGGGAUGCAAUCUUAUGACCUGCCUCAUGGAUACUUUCCAAACGUUCAUGUGUUUUACAACACAUCUGACUGCCUGUGAACGCACCAUAACGCCAGGAAAACCUGCCUUAAUAGUGAUUCUCUCAUUGGAGUGACGCAGAGAUUUCAUUUAUGCUCUUAAAUGUGGAUGUAGUGGAUAAAUUGUGAUUUUGUUGGGACAGUGUGAGGUUUUUGUCUUAUUAGGCUGCAAAAUUGAUUCUUUAAGAUUCCAGGAAGUCUUAAAUAUUGGGUCAAGAAAGGUUGAAACCCCUGGUGGAGUAUGAGAUGUUCUGAGGGAAGGUUCUCGUUUCCACCUCCUGCUCGGCCUGUACCUUCCUGCUGUCUCACCUCAACAAACACCCGCAGAAAAUACGACCCAUGUCUGUCUCUCUCUGUGCCAUUCAGAUCACUUCAUGUCCCUGGAUGAAUAUAUAUUGUUGUUUACCUCAUGCAAGUCAAAAAAUGAAUAAAAAAAUACCUAAAAAUAUAAAAAAAGAUAUUCUAUGAAAAGAAGACAAGCUAUUUUGUAUC
Cheilinus undulatus (humphead wrasse) is the source of this 4295-nucleotide messenger RNA. RefSeq names its product receptor-type tyrosine-protein phosphatase-like N. The record is from RefSeq and is a predicted model, not a curated record. The transcript is spliced from 23 exons. Gene Ontology annotation, cellular component: secretory granule. NCBI's taxonomy places the organism in Eukaryota, Metazoa, Chordata, Actinopteri, Labriformes, Labridae. Gene Ontology annotation, molecular function: protein tyrosine phosphatase activity. Bases 101 to 2989 code for a protein of 962 amino acids. Gene Ontology annotation, biological process: protein dephosphorylation.